GCUCCCUUAUUUUUAGUGAACUAUUUUAAUAGAUAAUUAACUGUUGGUAAUCCACACAGUCUGUUCUGUAACUCUUGGCUUUCAUUAAGUCCCAGCUUUCUAGAAUCGUGGCAUUAAUUCCGACUUGUGAAAUGUGCUCUGCGUACUUUCAGUAAACUCUGUGCUGUAGUAUGGGGAGAGCCUUUCAAGAAAGAAGAGUGAGCUGGCAAGCCCUGAAGUGGGAGUAGGGAAGCAUUAUUAAGUGUAGGAUUAAUGCCUGUAUAUACAGAUACGGCCUGCGUAUACUUACAUAUAAAUAGUUUAUGCAAACAAGGAUCUAAUGGUGCUGAUUCGCACCUUAACAGGUUGAAAUCUGAAAGUAGAAAAGAAUUGGUUUUAGCUAUGUUUCUUUUUUUAGAUAACUAUUUACAUGGGUAACUUAAAAUAAAUUUCUUGCCCAGCUUGUUACUUAGUUAUGGAAUAAGAAAACACUGUGCUGAUUUCUUGGCAGUAGCAGGGAAGGAAAAUACAGAACAUACAAAAGACUGCCCUUUAGAAAUGUUCUUUAGGUCAGUAUGUUAUUGUCUUUCUGUUGGAAUAAACAGCUUUACUCCUAUUUUGUGUAUUAGUGCUUAGAAUAGUGUUUUGCAUCGGAUUGGUCCUCAGUAGAUGUGAGCUUUGUCAGAAGUAAAUUAACAUAAUACAAACUAAAUGCAUAAAUUUCUGGAAAAGAUUAAAGGAAUUGGGGAAGGGUACUUUUUUAUUAAUUGAGGACUACCUUUUUUAAUUGGGAAAGUUUUUUUUUUAAAGAUUUUAUCUGUUUAUUUUUAGAGAGAGGAGAGGAGAGGGAGAGAAACACGGAUCUGAUGCCUCUCCCAAGCCCCAGGGAGGAGGGGGACAGAACUUGCAGGCCAGGCAUCUUCCCGUCCAACCUGAGGCCUUUUACUUUGCAGGAAGACUCCCAACCAGCUGAGCUACACCAGUCAGCAGGGCUACUUUUUUAUGAAAAUGAUGCAUCCUGUUGCCAGCAGUAAUCCCGCUUUCUGUGGGCCUGGCAAGCCUUCUUGCCUCAGUGAAGAUGCCAUGAGAGCUGCUGAUCAGUUUGACAUAUAUUCCUCCCAGCAAAGCAAAUAUAGCCACACAGUCAGCCACAAACCAAUGGCUUGUCAGAGGCAAGACCCAUUAAAUGAAACACACUUGCAGACUACAAGUGGCAGAAGCAUAGAGAUAAAAGAUGAACUGAAGAAAAAGAAAAAUCUCAAUCGAUCUGGUAAGCGUGGCCGGCCUUCUGGAACCACCAAAUCAGCUGGAUACCGGACCAGCACAGGCAGACCCCUGGGAACCACCAAAGCGGCUGGAUUUAAGACAAGUCCAGGCAGACCUUUGGGUACAACCAAAGCUGCGGGAUACAAAGUCAGCCCAGGGAGACCCCCGGGUAGCAUUAAAGCUCUGUCCCGUCUUGCCGAUCUUGGUUAUGGCUGUGGCACUGCUGCUUUUCCUUACCCUAUGAUGCAUGGCAGAGCAGUUCACGGGGUAGAGGAAACCAGCAGCGAAGUCAAGCCACCCAAUGAGUGAAAGAGGCAGGAAAGGAGGGCCAGGUUUAAAGGAAGAUUGUGAAUAAUCCCAAAGCUUCUUGGUUUUAUUUUGAACAUACAUGGUUUUAUGGCCUGGACUUUCCACAUUUGUUUUCCUGUUUGUUUGGGUGUUUUUUUACCCCCUGCUUUUGCUCAAAAACCGCCAUAUGCUGACAGAUGCACUCAGGGCAUGAGCAGUGGCAUUGAAUUUGUACAUAGGUUCAACUGUAACACCUAACUAAAUCAUUUUUGUUUUUCCUUUAGAGUAUGGUUAUGUCUCAUAUUUCAUUACUACUUUUGGGCUAUUCUAAAUAGAUGCUUCAUGUGCUAAACAACUGAAACCAUUAUACCUAUUAGUUUGUGAAGUAAGCCUACAAUAUAAUAAAGAUAAUAUCUAAGGUAUUUUUAGUUGAUGGAACAAAGCAAACUAAUGAUUCAGGAUUGUUUGAAGUAUGGCUGUGAAAUUUUGUAACGUGUUUUCAUGAGACAAGACACAGACAUUUGUAUGCUUUGGCAUUUACAUAGACUUUAGAUGUUAAAAUUUUUAUUUUUAAUGUUCUAGGUUUUGGCAGCUUCUUAUUUAUUGAUCUAAAUGGCAUUAAUUGAUUUAACCAUUGUUCCAAAAGGAAUUAUUUAGUGUUUCCUUUUCAGCAAUGAUAGGUUGUAUAUUUUUUAAUCGCCUAAGAGCAUAUAUACCAAACACUGCAAACAAUUCAUAUUUACAAAAAAAAUAAACUUUUUAAUAAAAACUGCACAUUACAUUAUUGGGGAAAUAUGAUGUGUUCUGAGAAUAGCUUAUGUAAUAUAAUAGAAAAAGAAACAUUCUUAAGGUUUGCAUGGAGCUAUAUUCACUACAGUUUGUCUUUCAUAUACUCAGUUUCAAAGCAUUGUGCUUAAAACAUUUAUUAUUGUUACUCAUUUAUUCAGAAUGUUUUUAGUUUUUUUCUGAGAAAUUGUCCCGUUGCAUUAGAACUUACUGUGGUUUCAGGUUUGGACACAAACUGAAUGGUAGGCUAUAAAACCGAUACAAACAAAAAAAGCAGUUUUCUGACUGUCAGAACACAAAUAUUAAGAAAUAUAUAGGAAUCUACCUAUGCAUGAAACAUGUUAAAAAAUGUGUUGGUUAGUUUAAUUAAAAAUCCGAUUGUGGCUCCAGUGAGACCCCUUUACCCCCUGCUCCCCACCAGAUUUUUUUCCAACAGUGUUUGCUUUAGAAGCAAGGUAGAUAGAAAAGAAAAAAGUAUUGGGUAGAUACGUAUAGUAGGGGCAGAAGGAAAUUUCUCUUGACCCCUUUCUGAAAGUAAUAUCCUUUUUAAUACACAUUUUAGUUAUUCUGAGUUUGUUCUAAAUAAACUAUUACAAACUUUGGAUUUGAAAAAAAUUCCACUGAACUUUGAAGUUACAGUGUAUGUGUUUGCCAUUUAAAAUGCCUUGGAGAUUAUAAUGUAGAUUUGCAGGGCCCAGAAACUUUAAAAAUAAUUAAAAGUUUAAAAAGGCGCAUAUUGUGUUGUUUGGGCUUGCUCUCAGUUAGUGCAGACUCUGAUUGCAAAUGUAUGUCAUUUUUCAUACCUUUUUAUCAGGAAAAAAGCAGCAAGCCUUCAGGUGUUCCAGUGAUGCCUGACACAAUGAGCUCGAUUUUAUGCUGCUCUUUACACUAAGAAGUGUUGCAUUGUAUGUGGGAGCUGUGUGUGCACUGGCAUCUAAGACAGUGACCUCAACAAUUUUAACUUUGCACAAAUCAUAGCAAACAAUGUUUGAUGACUACAAAAUCAGUUGCAACAUUCUGGCAGCUAAAUUGCUACAAGAGUUUCUUUUUGCAGAAGCUUAAAAUACAAAAUUUUAAUAAUUUACUAAAAGCAGUAUAACUUCUGACGCACACAAAUGCUUACAUCUUUAUUCAUGUAUUUAUCCAUUUUUACGAUGUAUCUGUCAUUUACCUAUUUUUCAAGAUGAUGUUCAGCAUCUGACUGCUUAGAAAUCCUCUUUUGAGUUCCUGAAAACAGUUGUUUAAGUAAAUGUUCUACUGUAAAUUUGGUUGCAUGUUGUGUUUUUUAGUAUGUCCAUUUGACAUUGCCCUUUCAGUUUGUUUAAUUCCUGAUUUUGUUAUACAAAACCUUCCCUUUCCCCCCUGCCUUAUCUACGUUCUUUCACUCCCCUUUUCCUCGUCCUCCAGCACAUCUACUCAGUGGUGCUGUGCGGUGUGUCAGAAGGUAAAGCAGGUGUAUUAUUGUAUACUGAAUUUUUUAUACAUGUUUAAUGAAACGGUGAAAUCAAUUAAAGGAAGUAUGUUCAUAACAGUGUUUAUUAGUAUCAGGAGCUAUGUCCCAGGAAGAAAAGGGAGUGAAUGGAUGACAUCGUUUAGAAAGCUGAGUUUUCUCUUCAUGUCAGCAGUUAAAUGGAGUAUCAGAUCUAUGUGCUGAUGAGCCUCUCCUGAUCCUACUUCCUUUUCUCCUUGUGAACAGUUUAUUGGUGCCAUGCUGAAGAGAAAGACACAUUUAUGGGGGGAGGGGGUAUAAGGGGUCUAAAUGGUAGGGGACAAAAAUACAAUAAAGAUUAAAUUUUAAAAAAGACACAUCUACGUAAUAACACGAAGUCUUAAAAUAUAAAAUAUUUUUACUUGUCUAUAAUCUAAAGACUACAUUGUGCAUCUUUUGUAACACUGUCUCUUGUCAUGAUAAACACUGAAAUAGCAUGUUAAACAAAUGCCUAUACUUUAAUAUAAUCACUUGGGGAGAACUGGACUUUCUUCCCACUGUAUGAUUGUUCCUUUAAAGGUGAAUUGCUAAUUUUAUAUUGUGUAAUUCUCUUCUUCACAAAAUAGGUUUCACUAUUCUAUAUUAAAACUGUUGGUCAGAAAAUGAUCUGCUGUUCAAAUAAGUUUGCUUAACUUUUGUCUUUUAAAUAUUUUAACAUGCCUUAUUUAUUAUUCUUAUAUUAACCAAUGAGCUAAUGCAGAUGAAAUUUUCAUCUUUGACAAAUAUAACCUUGCAUAACUAAUCUUUAGUAUGGGAUGAUUUUGAUACUGUCUUUGGAGUUUUGCACUGGAUAUUAAAAAAAUACUGGCAUGUUGUGUUUGAAGAAAAGUAUUGGCUUAAUUUUUAAUAUUUGGGGACAUUUUUUAAAUCAGUGUUUCAAUUAGAUUAAAAAAUUCUUAUAUUUUUAUUUACUUUUUAAAAGAAACAUCUGUUAAAGUAAUAAGAGCAAUAUUCAUUCCAAACUGAAGGUUGUGUAAAUUUACAUGUAUAUUUUCAUGAAAUAAUAGUUUCAGUUUAGUAGGGAAAAAUUAUCUGAAUCCAUUUAUUACAUUAAAAGUAAUCCAUCCAGUGUAAGAAAAACCAGUGUGAGCUAAAGGAGAAAAAAAACCACACCUCUUUUAUAUUCUAAGAAGCUUUAAUAAAAGAAUAAUUCAGGGGAUGUUGACGAUAACUGCUACUUUUGUCAGUCAUUGUCUCUAUAUGCAGUAAAAUUUUAUGAUCCCUUUAUAGUAAAAGAAUACACAGCAGUUGUUGAAAACAUUUUUCCUUGGACAUAAAAUAUUUUAAUGCUGUUAGGUUUCUGUUUUUAUUAUAGCUGACUUAUACCUAUUAAACUCUAGGAUGUAUCUAAAUCUUUCCUUUAUUUUCCCCCCUUCACCUCCAAGUAGAUAAAUCUGUGCUCUCACAUAUAAUGUAUUUAAUUUUUGGAAAAUUUAAUGCUGUAGUAAAUCAAGUGUGUGAUUUAUAGUAAUCAGACCACUUUGACUCUUAAGUUUCACACUUUCCUUUUUCCACAGAUAAUUAUGGAGAAAAUAGUUACCAAUUAACUGAUAGAAGCACGCUGUCCUCUGCUGUAAAAAGUCUGAAUAGAUACUGUGUAUGUUUUUAUGUCCAUGAACUUGAGCUACUCGUGUGCAAUUAUGUGUAUGGGAAUGGAGUAGUGUUCAUGAUUUGUAUCUACAUCAUCAUA
This is a messenger RNA of Pteronotus mesoamericanus, 5498 nucleotides long. It is a transcript of the gene CUNH5orf24, whose product is annotated as chromosome unknown C5orf24 homolog. Lineage: Eukaryota; Metazoa; Chordata; Mammalia; Chiroptera; Mormoopidae. The record is from RefSeq and is a predicted model, not a curated record. Bases 982 to 1554 code for a protein of 190 amino acids. The transcript is spliced from 2 exons.